AUGAGCAUCGCCAGGCCAUCUCAAUUCAUCCUCUGCCUCUGUCGCCGAUCAACACGCUCAACGAUACCACGAUCGCGCCGUGCCUUGCAUUCGACUCCUGUCCGAGCCGCCGCUGAUGACCCCGAAGACGUGGAGACCAUCAACAUCCCAAAUGAAGGUCGCAAAUCUCGAUUAACACCGAAUGAAAAAUGGAAACAGCGUUACGACGAGCGACAGGUCGAAGCCAUCCAAGCUGCAAAAGAAGUCAUAGGCGACAAAUUCCAAAAAGGGCGGAACGUACCCCGGACCGACCCCUGGUCUGUCGACUACUACGACAGUUUCGAGAAGAUUGACCCCGUUGUCGACCAGCCUGUUCGAGCACCAUGGACUAAUCUGGAUGAUGCACAACGCCUGAGGACCAGCGAUGAAGGUGAUGCCGACUUCCAAAAGUUCCUGGAAAGUCGACCCGCGGAGGAGGAUGCCAACGGCGAACCAAUUGCGAUGCAAUACGUCAAGUACCUCGAGAGCAUGAGACUCACGUCGGGCAGAAAAGAGGCCGAGCUAGAUGCUCCCUCAGCCAUGAUGCCGAGCAUACCUAGUCCGCCCAAACCAGUGGCCAAGGUUCAGCCCAAUCGACGGGUCCAAGACGAAGACGACGACGAUAAACCAAAUGCGAAACCCGACAGCGCAUCAACUCCAGAGACGCUGCGUCUGAUGCAGAUGACUGGUCUGUCUGGCAGAGAAUUGGCGGCACUAAGAGUCAAGACUAUAGUCGUGCGCCGCGUUGCCAAUCAAACACGGUUGGGCAAAAUAUACAAGCAAUACUUCCUUAGCAUUGCCGGCAACCAGAAUGGAAUGCUUGGAGUUGGCGAAGGAAAGGCCGAUGAAGGAAGCGCAGCCCGCUUCCAAUCUCAGGCUCGUGCGAUCAGAGCAAUGCAGCCCAUCAAACGGUACGAAAAGCGGACCAUCUUUGGCACUGUUAGCGGGAAGGUCUCCGCUACCGAGUUGGAGCUCUAUGCUAGACCACCAGGAUUUGGUCUCCGCUGCCAACGCCUGAUCUGGGAGAUGGCCAACUGCGCAGGUAUAUAUGACCUCGCUGCAAGGGUCACUCGUGCCCGCAACCCUAUGAAUACCGUCAAGGCCACGUAUCAGGCAUUACUUGCUCAGAAAGACCCCGAAGACAUUGCUCGAGCCCGAGGCAAAAAGCUGGUUGAUGUACGGAAAGUGUACUAUGCUGGAAAUCUCACAUAG
Molecule: messenger RNA, 1230 nt
Organism: Cyphellophora europaea CBS 101466
Lineage: Eukaryota; Fungi; Ascomycota; Eurotiomycetes; Chaetothyriales; Cyphellophoraceae
Exons: 2
Coding region: 1-1230 (409 amino acids)
Biological process (GO): translation
Cellular component (GO): ribosome
Molecular function (GO): RNA binding; structural constituent of ribosome
Source: RefSeq, a predicted model, not a curated record